GUAGAUCACGGCGCAGCGCGGAGCGGAGAAGAGCUGCAAUCAUGUCGGGCAAAGGGCCUGCGAUCGGCAUCGACUUGGGCACCACGUACUCCUGCGUGGGCGUCUUCCAGCAUGGCAAGGUGGAGAUCAUUGCCAACGACCAGGGCAACCGCACCACGCCCAGCUACGUGGCCUUCACGGACACGGAGCGCCUCAUCGGCGACGCGGCCAAGAACCAGGUGGCCAUGAACCCCACCAACACCAUCUUCGACGCCAAGCGCCUCAUCGGCCGCAAGUACGACGACCCCACGGUGCAGGCGGACAUGAAGCACUGGCCCUUCCACGUAGUGUCCGAGGGCGGCAAGCCCAAGGUGCAGGUGGAGUAUAAGGGCGAGGCCAAGACCUUCUUCCCCGAAGAGAUCAGCUCCAUGGUGCUGACUAAGAUGAAGGAGAUCGCCGAAGCCUACCUGGGCCGCAAGGUGCAGAACGCCGUCAUCACGGUGCCCGCCUACUUCAACGACUCGCAGCGCCAGGCCACCAAGGACGCGGGCACCAUCACGGGCCUCAACGUGAUGCGCAUCAUCAACGAGCCCACGGCGGCCGCCAUCGCCUACGGGCUGGACAAGAAGGGCGCGCGCGCCGGCGAGAAGAACGUGCUGAUCUUCGACCUGGGCGGCGGCACCUUCGACGUGUCCAUCCUCACCAUCGAGGACGGCAUCUUCGAGGUGAAGUCGACGGCGGGCGACACGCACCUGGGCGGCGAGGACUUCGACAACCGCAUGGUGACGCACUUCGUGGAGGAGUUCAAGCGCAAGCACAAGCGCGACAUCGGCGGCAACAAGCGGGCGGUGCGGCGGCUGCGCACGGCGUGCGAGCGGGCCAAGCGCACGCUGAGCUCCUCCACGCAGGCCAGCAUCGAGAUCGACUCGCUGUUCGAGGGCAUCGACUUCUACACGUCCAUCACGCGGGCGCGCUUCGAGGAGCUGAACGCCGACCUGUUCCGCGGCACGCUGGAGCCCGUGGAGAAGGCGCUGCGCGACGCCAAGCUGGACAAGGGGCAGGUGCAGGAGAUCGUGCUGGUGGGCGGCUCGACGCGCAUCCCCAAGAUCCAGAAGCUGCUGCAGGACUUCUUCAAUGGCAAGGAGCUGAACAAGAGCAUCAACCCCGACGAGGCGGUGGCGUACGGCGCGGCGGUGCAGGCCGCCAUCCUCAUGGGCGACAAGUCGGAGAACGUGCAGGACCUGCUGCUGCUGGACGUGACGCCGCUGUCGCUCGGCAUCGAGACGGCGGGCGGCGUCAUGACGGCGCUCAUCAAGCGCAACACCACCAUCCCCACCAAGCAGACGCAGACCUUCACCACCUACUCGGACAACCAGAGCAGCGUGCUGGUGCAGGUGUACGAGGGCGAGCGCGCCAUGACCAAGGACAACAACCUGCUGGGCAAGUUCGACCUGACCGGCAUCCCGCCCGCGCCGCGCGGCGUGCCGCAGAUCGAGGUCACUUUCGACAUCGACGCCAACGGCAUCCUCAACGUGAGCGCGGUCGACAAGAGCACGGGCAAGGAGAACAAGAUCACCAUCACCAACGACAAGGGCCGGCUCAGCAAGGACGACAUCGACCGCAUGGUGCAGGAGGCCGAGAAGUACAAGGCGGAGGACGACGCCAACCGCGAGCGGGUGGCGGCCAAGAACUCGCUCGAGUCCUACGCCUACAACAUGAAGCAGACGGUGGAGGACGAGAAGCUGGCGGGCAAGAUCGGCGACCAGGACAAGCAGCGUGUGCUCGACAAGUGCCAGGAGCUGAUCGCCUGGCUGGACCGCAACCAGAUGGCCGAGAAGGACGAGUACGAGCACAAGCAGAAGGAGCUGGAGAAGAUUUGCAACCCCAUCAUCACCAAGCUAUACCAAGGCGGCGCCCCGCCCGGCGGCCCCGGUCCCGCGUCCGCCGGCUCCGGCGGCCCCACCAUCGAGGAGGUGGACUAGGCCGCGCGGCAAGGACUCUCGCGGACUCUGUUUGGUCUUUUUCUUUUUUUUUUCCACUUUGCCCCCCCGCGGUUCACCCCGCCCGUGCAAUGCCCGUCUGUUCUGUUGGGUCUGUGCUGCCGCCCCCGGCCGCCCUGUGCCGAGGGAGGCGCGUCCCGGUUCUCGAGGUUAGUAGCCAGGUUUCUUGUUCUAGCCCUCCCGCGUUAGCCCCGGGCCUCCCCCGGCUGUGUCCCGCCUGCUCGGGGCCGGGGGGCGCCCGAGACGGCCGGGUUUGGCCUCUGGAAACUUUGGUACCAAAUAAAAAUUCUAUAUUUGAAGCGCAAAA
Molecule: messenger RNA, 2286 nt
Organism: Alligator mississippiensis (American alligator)
Lineage: Eukaryota; Metazoa; Chordata; Crocodylia; Alligatoridae
Gene: HSPA2
Product: heat shock protein family A (Hsp70) member 2
Biological process (GO): vesicle-mediated transport; protein refolding; cellular response to unfolded protein
Cellular component (GO): nucleus; cytosol; plasma membrane
Molecular function (GO): misfolded protein binding; ATP hydrolysis activity; ATP binding
Source: RefSeq, marked provisional